Messenger RNA from Rhagoletis zephyria (snowberry fruit fly), 546 nucleotides. Lineage: Eukaryota; Metazoa; Arthropoda; Insecta; Diptera; Tephritidae. The record is from RefSeq and is a predicted model, not a curated record.
AUGACUUCUGCACACUUGGAAAUAACCAAAACCUGGAAUGGUCAUCCAGUUUCUAGAGAGCACCACGUAAACAUCAACCUCAAGUACGACCAAAACUUGACCAUUGAAGUGUCAUCGCCCUUUUACAACAAUCCCCACCUGCCUGACAUGACCGAUCGUCCGGGCACCAUGGAAAAACUGUACAACUACGAGGUGGUGGAAGUGUUUCUGCUCGGUGAAAAUGACCACUACUUGGAAGUUGAGCUCGGCCCCAAAGGUCAAUAUUUGGUGCUGGAGCUUAAAGGCUACCGAAAUGUCACUCGAUAUCCAAUUGCACUGCCUCACUACCAGUCCAAAGUCAGCGGCCGACGAUGGACUGGCACUGCUCUUAUUCCCAAAGACAUUCUGCCGGCCAAAAUUUCACGCAUCAACUGCUACGCUAUCUAUGGCACUGAACCAAAGCGAACCUACUUGGCACUGUCUCCUGCCCCUUCAAACAACCCAAAUUACACGGCUCCUGAUUUUCACCGAUUAGAGCUUUUUCAACCAAUUUCCAUCUUUAAAUAA